GGGAAGAACACGCAAGGACUUGGACUAGCUAUAUUCAUUUUUAACCUGGCAUAUUUCGUCAUAUAGAAACUGGGUACUGGUGCUAGUACUGUUUAUGUCACCUAAACUAGAUUCUUGAACUGCGUUGUGUAAAGCUUACUUAGAUUUUAUUUAUCGGUACGUGCUCGUGGUCUGUAGAUUGUAUGAUCUGUACGUCGUUGUCACGAGCGUUUCUCGUCAUCUCCGCAAGCGUUAUUCCGAAGUGAAAUCGAUUCUCUGAAAAUCAAAACAAAAAGAUGUCGAAUUUACACAGUGGGUAUAUGUUCGAAGAUCUUGUUGCGGACCCUGAUGAGCGGCGCAAGGCUGAUGAAUUCAAAUGCGCGGUGUGCUACAGUCUCUGGGACAAUCCUGUGCAGACUCCGGAUUGCAGUCACAUCUUUUGCAAGACGUGCGUGGAAGAUCAGCUCGCAUGUCCGACCUGCCGCAUGCCCUUCGGGGGCGACAAAAGACCUACACCGCUGCAGCAAUCGAAUCCGUUUGUUCUCCGGCAGGUUAACGCGGUGCAGGUAUAGAAAAUAGUGACGCUGAGCCGCUUUUCAUUUCAGUAUUAUAGGCGAAGAGCUUAUUUCGAAUUUCCAUUGCAACGUCAACUUCUUCCAGGUGAUUUGUCCCAAUUCGAGAAGGCAACCAGAUUCAGGGGACGCUGAAGGCAGUGCAGGGGGCGGGGCCGGAGAGCCGCUUUCGAAGAGGGCCAAAAUCGCAAAACCAUUCGCAGUCUCUGGUUCUUCUUCAAGGGCUCUCUGUGAUGAAUCCGAUGUGACUUUAUCCUGCGUUCCCUGUGGAGGUGCAGGUGGCGAUUCGGUUUCAUCUUUGUCAAACCCCUAUCGCCCAGACACAUGCUCAGCGGCUUGUCUGUGGUCUGGAUCUUACGGAGACUUGCUGGCCAAGCACUUGGGAGAGUGCGCGUAUCAAGAGAUCGACUGCCCGCGAGGCUGUGGCGAGCGGAUGCAACGCAAAGACAGAAGUGCGCAUGAGUCUGUCUGUGCAAAGUUGUUUGCCGAGUGUUCGAUUUGUGGGGACAAGAUGCGGCCUAAGGAACUGGAGCAGCAUCGGCGAUCGAAAGCGGAGCUUCAUGUCCAAAUUUUGGAAAGAAAGUUUCAGGACGCGAAUCCCGUACUUCUGGAGUUGCGGAAAAUCUCGCAGAAGCAGGAGGCGAUCGACGAGUGUAUGAAUGAUACCCAUAACAUUAUGGAUAAAUCGCUGCAGGGGUUCAAGACCCACAUUCUUGCAGGCCUCAAUUCCGGAAUGAGUAACCUCGUUAGGGAUUUCAACAAGGCAAUCACUGGCAUUGCCAACGCAAAGUUCGCAUGGGUUAUUGAUGUGGCGAAGUUGUUUCGGAAGGCAAAAAGUUCGUCGGACUUCAUCUCCUCCCCGUCGUUUUCUGUCUCCGAAUUCGCGUGGCAUGUGGAGGUGUACCCCAUCAACACAAGUGGAUACAACGCCGGUCACGUCGGUGUCUACCUUGUUUCGGAUGAAAGAAACAAGUGUGUGCGGGCCCAAGCAACCAUAGCUCUGGCUACCGGCCAAGCAGAGCUGCACUUCCAGGGUCUACUGGUCAGCAAGCAACAGCUAGAUGGAGUAUACAAUACAACCACGCGGACGGGGAUCGCUGGCGGCGUCGGCAAGCGCUUCGGCAAGGGGAACUUCAUCACGGCGGAGCGACUCAAGGUGCACCCCUUCGUCACCCUCGAAAUCGAAAUGGCGAAAAAUAUUACGACCAUCCUCUGCUAGCUGCGAAUACCGAUCGCGGGAUCAUGUACGUAGUUCAUCAAUUGAAUAUACAAAAGUAGACAACGCACAGAAAUUUCGGUCCGCGAAUAAUUCCAUCUCGCGGAGACGAUCAUCUGAUAAUUCUUCCGAAAGGCGACCGAUUAGACUUCUGGGCAGUCAGCGCUGCAGGCUUAAUUAUGUCAACACAAGCAUCAAACAGCAUCAGCUCCCGCACGACUUUAUUUUCCGCGCCAUUCUUUCAUGGAAGAU
This is a messenger RNA of Amoebophrya sp. A120, 2019 nucleotides long. The record is from the annotation of a GenBank genome assembly. NCBI's taxonomy places the organism in Eukaryota, Dinophyceae, Syndiniales, Amoebophryaceae.